CUGAGAGGGGGAUAUAGCCACCAAUAGCCACUUCAAAGGAAUAGAAUAGAAUAACAUAACCUGUUUUUUAAGGGAGUUUUUGGGAAUUGUUUAUUAGUCGGUUGGGGAGAUGAAUUGUGUUAUGUCGGGGCAGUUUGUGAGGAAGAGUCUGUGUCAGCUGCUGCAGGUCAAUCAUGGGGUUUCGGUGCAACAGACUAGGAACACCUUCGUCUUGAAAAGAAAAACCCCACCCCCACUAUACCGAAAAGGGAGCAAGCCUCCAAACAUGCGGGCUCGUCACUUCAUUUACGACUUGGUCGAGGACACAGACCUGAGGCAACGACCUCCAUUGAACCUGAUCCUCACGACGUACGUCGAAGGCCUAGGGCACAGUGGGAAGAGAAUCACAAUGCCACCCGCGAAAGCUUACACGAGACUGCUUUUACCAGGACUAGCUGUAUACGACACCCCGGAGAACUCCCAGAAAUACGCGGUCAAGGGGGAGGACCAGAAGUCAGAGCACAGCUCUCCGUUCGUCGCACGAACGAUUAGUUUCAUAAAGCACAUGGUCCUCAGCAUCAAGAUGUCCAACGACACCCCCUGGACCCUCGAGCCCUGGCACGUGCGGUCGGCCUUCAGGUUCGCUGGGGUCCACAUGAAUGAGGACUGCAUCACCAUGCCGAACCAUGUGAUCAGCGGACCCAAUCACGACAUCGAGAAUAGAGAGUUUUAUGUCGUUAUUACUCUUAAUAAACAAGAGAAAACACCUGUCAGGUGCAGGAUACAUCAUCGCAGUAAUAAUGUUAAUGAUCAGAAGGCCAUUCCCUCGAAUUACAACUUCUGGAAAGAAAUGGCAGAGCCAAUCUUUCCAGAGGACAAGGCUGUUCUUGAUGGAUUACCCAUUCCCUAUCUGGUUCAGAGGGAAAUGGCGAAGGUGGAGGCUCAAGAUGAACCUCUUUGAAUUGUAUUCUGUUGUAAUUUGGAAUAAACUGUUUAAAAAAUAUUGUUA
This is a messenger RNA of Diachasma alloeum, 988 nucleotides long. It is a transcript of the gene mRpL9, whose product is annotated as 39S ribosomal protein L9, mitochondrial. The record is from RefSeq and is a predicted model, not a curated record. The coding region runs from base 110 to 940 and encodes 276 amino acids. Lineage: Eukaryota; Metazoa; Arthropoda; Insecta; Hymenoptera; Braconidae. Gene Ontology annotation, cellular component: mitochondrion; ribosome. Gene Ontology annotation, molecular function: structural constituent of ribosome. Gene Ontology annotation, biological process: translation. The transcript is spliced from 2 exons.